Messenger RNA from Effrenium voratum, 2451 nucleotides. The record is from the annotation of a GenBank genome assembly. Lineage: Eukaryota; Dinophyceae; Suessiales; Symbiodiniaceae.
AUGAGCCAGCAGAAGGGCAUCCGCGUCUCUGUGAAGAAGACGUUUUUGCACUUCAGCUUUGUGGAUGCGCCUGCACCGUGCAAAAGGACUUUCUCCUGCCCUGCUCAGCUUGAAGAUGUCCAGGCCUUUGAGAAGUCCGGCGACACCAUGGGAAGCUUGGGGAGCUCUGAGAUGUCAGAUGAUUCCAGCCAGCUGCGACGUCAGGACUGUGGUCGCUCGUCGGCCUCGCAGCCUUCCCAGGAAGCGAGCGAAAGUCCCGUUGGUUCCAACGUUGGGCCGUCCAACUCGAGAGGUAAGACCAAGACGGAAGGCGACCUGCCGGUCUGCUGUGUGGUUUACCAGGGCGUCAAGAGCGAGGGUGAUUUGCCCUCGCUUGGCUACACGGCUUGCAAGUCCCCGACGCGCUCACAGCCCUCGCCCUUGGGGAUCCAGAAGCAAAUCAACAAAGAGAUCUUGACCAUGGCCGAGCAGGGCAACCGGGAGCUUUUGGAGGCGGUGGGGCGGCACCUGCAGCAGAUGAGCGGUGUGAACCUGGCCACGGCCUUUCAUCGCCUCGCCCGUGCCAAGGACUCCAAGGGCUCCAAGGAGAUCUUUGAUCGCACUCUCCAGGCCAUGAUGGACCGCGCGGAGCUUCUGGCCGGGCAGGACAUGAUGUACCAGGACGGCUCUAUGCCGCCCAAUUGCUGCACGUUGAUCGCUUGGUCCUGCGCCACCCUCGGGACCUUCCGGAACUCGCUCUUCUCCAUGCUGACCACAAACACGCUGAGGAGCCUGCCGCAUUGUCAAAUCUACGAGUUGACCAACUUGUUGUGGUCGUACGCUCAGCUGAAGAAGCUGAGCAAGGUUGGGCAGCUGUUGCCCAACUUGCGGAAUUUGACGGAUGCCGUGAUGAAGCUCUUCUUGGAUGCUGGAGUGAAGAACGUGAAAGUGCAAGUCCUGAUUUCCGCCCUGGUCUCUGUGGCGUCGCUGCCCGGCGGCGCCUCGGCGUCCUGGCUUUUCGCGGAGAUCAGUGAGGAGCUCGCCCAGAGGUGGGAUGAGCUGCCUAUCCGGAAGCGGUCUCAGGUCGUCCUGGCGUUUCAGCUGAUGCGGAACCAGAACCGAGACCUGGUCCAGAAGACCGUGAAGUCCGUGGCGCGCCGGUGCCCGGACAUGUCCUCAGUGGCGAUGGAACUGCUGGGCCCAGUGCCAGAGAUCGUCCUGUGGUAUUUGCUGACGAUGGUCUUCGAUGCGGUUCUGCGCCAGCAGCCGUACAAACUCUCCGCCACGGGGCAAGAGCUCGGAUCGUCCAUGCUCUUCAGCUCUCGAAUAGGAUUUUCUGGGACACCGUCCUCCUUGCUGCCGGAGGAGCUGGGCGAAUGCCUCUUCGAGGCUGAAAACGAAGGUGAGAUCCUCUCGGUUCUGAGCGACGAACAGCACGUGGUGCCGCCCUUGAUCGAGAUGCCAGCGGACUGGUCGCCCGAAAGCAUCCUGAUCACGGUGGCCAAGAGCAAAGACCCGGUGUAUCAUUGUCUCAUUGAUACUGGCGCGCUGGUGAUGGGUUUCACCAACGAAGAGGUGGCCAAGCUCUUGCUCAAGAUGCUAUCAGAAGAGCUCUUCGAUGGUGUGGCCUACUUCGACGACCACGACGCUCCAAUGGUUUUCCUUCGCGGCGCUGUCAAACCAGCGCUGCUCAGCGAGGCGGGGGUGCCCAUGGAGCGGCGCUUCACCUUCUUCGACCAGGUGCAUACCACUGGAACUGACACCAAGCAGCCGCUGCAAUGCUUCGCAGCUCUCACGCUUUCUGCUUCAAUGACCUUCCGUGACUAUGCGCAGGGCGCUUGGCGCAUGCGCGGCUUGGGCAAGGGCCAGAAGCUUCGGAUGAUGAUCACCCCGGAGCUGGCGAAGAAAGUCGCGGGCGCCGUGGGAGCCGAGGGCAGCUUGGGGCUGCACGACGCGGUGGCCUUUAUGCUUUCCAACCAGUUUGACUCAGAAGGCAAGCAGUUCGCGGCACUGCAGCUGCAGAACCUGGCCACGGUCUGGCGGCGAACCUGCCUGCAGAAGCUGAUGGCUGCAGAGGAGCCCCAGCAACGGGAGCAGAUGCGCGCGGAGGUGGAGUCUUUCCUGGAGUCCUUGCGCUUUCCGGUGGAGACCAAGGUGCAGGAGCCUUUGAAGCUGCACGAGAAGAUGGCGAAGAUGGCGGAGGAGCAGGUGGCGGUCAUGGACGACGAGGGCAAGGCCCACUGCGACGAGCUGGUGGACAGAGCCCAAAGCGGCGGUGGAUCCGAGGGCGGCGAGCUCGGGGCGGAGAUCACACGGCAGCAGGAGAAAGAGCAGGAGAAACAGCAGGAGAAGGAGAAGGAGGUGGAAGUUCAUGUGGGCCGUGAGCGCGAGCGCGAGGUGGAGUGGCCCAUCAAGGUGCUCCUGGAGUCUGAGCUGCCAGAAGCGGUGCUGCUGCCAUUUGGGCAAAUGUGA